Folsomia candida is the source of this 7185-nucleotide messenger RNA. RefSeq lists its product as uncharacterized. Lineage: Eukaryota; Metazoa; Arthropoda; Collembola; Entomobryomorpha; Isotomidae. Bases 74 to 1258 code for a protein of 394 amino acids. The record is from RefSeq and is a predicted model, not a curated record. The transcript is spliced from 2 exons.
GUGAGAACUAGCUCGACGAUAACUGGAUAACUUGUAUACUGAAAUCAUUUCACCGUAUUCAAAUUCCAGAAACAUGUCCUGGAAUCGUGUCGCCAUAGUUAUUCUCUUAAUCCAACGGUUUGAGCCAAGCAAUGCGGACUGCAAGGUUCCCUGUCCACUCCAAUGGGUCAAGUAUAACAGUGAGACAACAAAUUUUACCUCGGAUAAGCUUGUUUUCUCAUACGGGGAGACACAAAUAAUAUCACGUGCAAAAGGAGCAGACGGAAAGUAUCAUGCUGGAUAUUUCGAUAUUCUGCUUCAAUCAGCAUAUAUUCCAAUUUCACCAUACGCUUUUGCAGACGUCGAGUUACUUAACAACCAACAUAACUGCACCAUAGGCUGGAGUUUUCCAGGUGACAACAAUGACAAAAUUCGCGUCUCCGUUGACAGAGAACGAAACGGUACAACUUUCAUUGGUCGAUCAACCAGCUCCUUUUUCUCGUUUUUGCCUGGCUACAUUCCUUUCGUUUCUGUAGGCGAAGUAGAAGAUGGAGAAUUAAAAUUUAUACGUAGUCCAGCAAAUCUUAACGUUGAAGUUUCCCCAAUUUAUAACUUUUUGACAUCUACAUCACAAGGACUGAAUUUACAUUUAAAGGAUUUUAAUUUCACGUCAGACCCCAAUGUCGGGAAUUUUAGGGUAAUGAAUGUAGAAUCAAUUGACAAUUUUGCAGAUUGCAUAGUUUCCCAGGUAGUCACGCAUUCAAAGGUUGUGACGACAACUCAUUCCCUCUCUGAGUUUGGCAGUAGUUCUAAAUCGUGGGGAAUAUCAGCCUCCGUCACUUAUACGUUUGGAUCAAAAAACGUUGGGGCAAGUGGAAGCAUUUCUGGAGGUUACUCUGAAGAAAAUACAGAUAGAUGGUCCGAGACCCUUGCCACUAGUAAGGAAUCCCGAAUAACAAUAAGUAAAAAUAUAACAGUAGGGCCUCAAGAAUCUAUCUUAGCAUGCUCCGCAAUUAAGAUAAGCGAUAAUUUCCAAAGUGACUACGUUGCCAAGGCCGAAUACUCGGCUCCGGGUCUAAAAGGUUGGGAAGUAGCUAAUAUAUUAGAUUGCUAUGGUUUCAUGAACAUUUCUGUUAACGAAAACUCCGCUUGGUUUUAUACCGAGGGUAGCUACCAGGGUUCUUCAUCCAUUUCUACACAUUUUCAUGUAUCACCAAAGGAUAGUAACAUAAAUUGUCGCAAUCUAAAGGAAUUUGGUAUUUCAGAAAGUCGGCUCUAAUGAGUAUUAAUUUUUUAUUUUAUACGACAUACGACACGACAGUUCAUUCACUACUCUAUUUACGCUCAUCAGGAAACGACCAGACCUAUUUAUAGGGAACAGUAAUCCUACAUACAUAUACUAAUUAAAUGCACAGUUUAUGUGUUUCGUAAUGUAAUCAGAGCCGUACCGCCAAAUUCUCGGGCCUGGUAUAGAUCGGCAUUCGGGGCCUUUUUAUGGCAUUUUUAUUUCGCGCGAGAAAUUGGCACUUGUUUCAAUCGGUAUUUGUUUUUUGUGCGGACAAUAUUUUUAUAUGCGUGCAUAAAAUACACACAAAUGCAAAAAAAUUAAUGUAAAGGCAGAAGUCAAUUAGUUUCAUGCUACACUUUCAUGGACGCUCAUAUAUUGUUAAACGUUUAAUAGUUGAAAUGGUAUAAAGUUCAAGCAAUUGCGUUGUACGCAAUUACAUUAUUUUUGCGCGCUUUGUGCAUUUCUGUGCACUUUUUUUGGAUUUUGAGUUGGUGUUAUUAAACGCAAAAAAACAUUCGUAUGCACUAAUUUUGUGCAGGUAUUAUGUAUCAACAGAAACACUGGUUUAAAUGCCCCAAACAAAGAGCAAACAUUUUUAGGACUAUAAUUGGCCAAAAUUACUUGUACGAUUUGAACUAUAAAGAAUUGGAUUGCAUGUUUUAUGUAGUUGUGGUUAAAUACAUAUUUAUAGUGCACAAGCAACAAUCUGCAUUUGCAUAUGUACAUAUUUAUAUACCACAGAACUUACGUAUGUAUGUAGUGGAGAACCACCAUGUGAAAGUGAUAACAAGGAGGGAGUAAAAAAUAUGCACCAACAUAUUUAGUUAUUAGGCAACUUGGGAAGAUUUCACGUAAACGGAAAAUUUUUGACUCCCGCUGGAAAUUGGCUCCUCCUUUCGAACUUUUCGUUUACGUUAACUUACGUAAACGGAAAAUUUAACGUAAAAUGAGCCACUUUUACGUUCAAUUUUCCGUUUGCAUAAUUAGUUAUAAAAUCGUCAGUUUUAGAUGGAAUUAGGGCAAAUUUUAUCAUACAAGGGGCAAGUAUGUUUUAGUAUCCCAUAAAUCGACGAAAACUCCCAAGUGGUCCCAUUUACGUCCACCACACCCACUCCAAUGGGAAGAAAAGCGAAAAUGUCGUUUUUCGCGUGUUUAAACCUUCGGCAAAAAUCCAGUUUUCAUCCAAUUUUGAAAAUUCUUGCACUAUUGUGAUACCAGAUAGCUGUGUUGUUAUAUUCAACACUGAAAUAAACUUUUUUGAAAUUUUGAAUUUUUUCAAUUGAAAUCAUUUUCUAAAAGUGGAAAAAAUUAUUUUUGAUAUUGGAUAUGAGAAAGCAACUAUCUGGGAUCACAAUGGUGCAAGAAUUUUCAAAAUCUGAUAAAAAUUGGAUUUUGGCCGAAGGUUUAAACAAGCGAAAAACAACAUUUUCGCUUUUCCCUUUGAGUGGGUGUGGCGGGCGCAAAUAGUGCUAUAGAAUCAAACCACUUAGGGAUUCUGGUAAACCGACCGGGAACUAAAUUAAGGCAUAAAAUGUGAGGCUCUCCUUGGAAAUUUCAAGCACUAAAACUAAUUUGAAUGCAUUUUUGAUAUUUCCGUUAAAGUGUGUGUUAAAACUUUGUUGCCCAAACUGAAUUUGUGGACGGAAAACGCAAACUUAAAAAUUAACUACGCCUCCUCGUUUUCCGUUAACGUUUACGUAUUCGUUCAUCUUCCCAAGUUGCCUAUUGAUAAUGCUCAGUUGAGAAUUUAACCAGACAAGAAACAAAAUGUACUCCAAAUAUGUAAAUACAUACGUAAUGGAAUCACAUUACAUAAUUACUUAUGUAACAAAAGUUUUGCUAAAUACUAAAUUUCUAAUUUAAUUUUUUCAUAGGCGGGUUCAAUUAUAUCUAGUGUAAAGCACCUGGUCAGGCCCGGGCCCUUGGGGCCCCGGGCCUGGUCUUCCAUACCACCUUAUACCACCAGCGGUACGCCGCUGAAUGUAAUAUUAACCUAUGGUCAAUUUUUUAUGAUUUUGGCAACGACAAACCGGCCCUUUUCGUUAUGUUGUAACAACUGAAAGAAAUUUAAAAAAUUGUGAAAAUAUAUAAUUUAUAAAUAUUGUUUCUGUUAAAUUUGAAGUAUAAUAUAUAUUUAUAUUAAAAGAUUUAUACUAAUGUACAUUAUGUAUACAUAUGUAUGUAAUUCAGAUUUGAAAAAAUAGGUUACUAUUCUUUUAUAAUUGAAUUCUAUAAAUUGUCUUAUACAGUCCUUCCUAAAUAUGUAGCACAUAUCAGAAAUAAAUUUUAAUCUAAAAUAAAAUUAUGUCAUUCACUUUUGCAUUUAUUGUCGGUAUACAUUGAAGAUAUAACAUAGUUAAUCCCAUUCAACUACAAAGUCGAUGGUGUAAACGAGCCACAAAUUGGUGUAGCUUGACUCAAAUCGCUGGCACUUCUCAUUAUGACAUUGAUUGACCUAAAAUGAUAGCAUAAUCCUACGCUUCGAUUACGGUGAUAUAAAGUAAAUUCGCCGAAUAGGAGGAUUAUCGAACCAAUGCUCCUGCAACGUAUUUUUUGACUGAUCAGUUAGCUGAUUGAGUAGUGGGCAGAGGGAUUAACCUAAAAUAAGUGGCAUAAUCCAGACAUUGAUUGAUUCUUGUAAUUACAAAAAUUUUAAACUAUUUACGUCUCUAGAUGACAUUGAUUGAACUGGGAUCAUGAAAUAUUUUCGGUAACAAUGAUUUCGAGCAUAACAGGGAUUUGCAUUGUACAUACAUAAUUUUUAAGCUCAAGCACUAAUCCCCGGUGCCUGGCUGGCGGCGAUUGAACCGAACCAACGUGUAUGACAGUAAUGUAUGACUUUAAUCCAUAUCCACUGGAAGCCGCAUUCCAGUGACUAACAUGACAUAAGCAUUUAUUUUUGUCUAUCUCAAUAACCUAACAACUAUGCACUGAAUUUUCAUUUUAUAAUUUUUUGAAGUUAUUUUUGCAAAAUGUCAGAAAAUAACCAAAAUCAAAUGCUGGCGCUACUUUAUGCUAAUUAAUUUAUCUGCUGGGUAUGGGUGUGCUAUUAUCAAGCGUCUUUAACAUGCGUCUUGUUUUAAUUGAGGGGGCUUAAUGCAAAUGAAAACUAAAAAAUAAACCCAACAGGUAAUACCAAUUAACAAAAAUUUUAUUUCCGUAAAUUUGCUAACAUGCAUAUUGGAAUAUUGGUAUUUACUUAGAUUUGGCCAAAACACUCUACACGUUCGGUAAUUCAUUUCAUAGCUAUACCCGAUUUUUGACAGGGUUUGCUUUUACGCUUUCUUCAUUAAGGUCACUAACGCUAAAGAGUAUGGGGGUAAGUAAUUGUAUGAUGAUAUAUUUUGUUUCCGUUGGUAAUGUAGUUGCAAAUUUGCUCCAUAAUAUGUUGCUAUGGAAACGAUCUCACGGGUUACUGAAAUCACCAGAUUUACGAAAACUUAAUUUUGCACGUAAAUAUUGCGAAUAAGAGGUUCCAAUUAAAUUGCAUACAUAAAAUCCAAGAUGUGUGAUAGGUAGACUUCUUGUCGGAAGUUGUUGAUAGUUAGUAUCUACGUAAGGCAGAUUUUAAGGUGUUGUCAAAAUAGUUGUUGAGAUCAUCCUUAAAUGUUAAACCUUAAAAAAUGAUGGUACACGUCAAAAAUCUAAGUAUAUAUUAUUUAUACAAGAACCGAAAUAUAUUACGAUUCAAUCACCGAUUCAAUCUGCAUUAGAGCAAAUGACAGAAUUUACCCAUUAUUAUGUAACCCUACAUAUUUAUUUGUUACAAUAAUAAAAUUAAAUAAACGUAUAACUGUAAGCAUGUCCAUCGCGUAAAUGUCAUACACAUUUGCAUUAGCAAGAAUGAUAAAUCUUAGGGAUUUGAAUGUCUAGGUUUUGAUUGUUGAAUUAUAUACAUUUUCUUAUAUUUACAAGCCUUCUGACGUUGCUAUUGUCAUAAAUAAAAUUUUUUGAUGGAUGGCAGUACGCUGCCCCGACAUAUACUGGAGUACACAGCUGUUCACAGGAUCAUAAAAUAUGCAAAAAAUUUAUGGGUCCGCCUGUCCAUGCAAAUAUUUUAAGACCAAAAUCAAGAAAAUCCAGAAAAUAAUUUACGAAUUCAUUCAAAGUUGAAGUAGAAAACGGACGGAUGCAACAAAUGGCAAAUUUUUUAAUUGAAUACAAUUGACAACGACUGACACUAGAUUAUACAAUGAAAAUUUUCAAGUAUUAAAUAAACAAGAUCCCAAAAACUAGAUAAUCCUAAGAAUAACGUGAGUAUAAAAUGAGAAUAACGUCGAAUAAAUACAUUGAUUUCCCUUUCUUGAACCAUUAUGGCGUCACUUUCAGCUGAAAUUAAUCAUGGUUACAAUAAUUUGGACGAAAGAUUUGUUGUCUUAAUUAGACACGAGUUGUCAAAUUGUGUAAUUCAGAAAUAGUCGAAACAUACACCAAUGCAUUAAUCACAAACAAACAAAGACUAACGUGCAUUUUUUCAUUUAUUGUCGGCAUGCACUAAAGAUUUGACAUCGUUAAUCUCAUGUCAAUUACAAACGCGAUGGCGUAAACGAGCCACACAUUGGUGUAUGUAACUUAAGGCUGACUUGUAUCGUUGGCAUUUCGCAUAAUCUAACAUUGAUGGAGUUAUUCACAACAACAUCAUAAUCCUUUUGCAGACGCUCCCAUAACGAUGACAUGAACUACAUUUUUUUAGAAGAAGAAUUCCAGAACUUAUGCCGCUGCGACGUAAGCAUUCAAAUAUUUUGACUGAUCAGUUGGCUGACUGAGUAGUGGGCAAAGUGAUUUAUUUAAAAUAAAUUGCUUAACCCAGACAUUGAUUGAUUCCUGUAAUUAUUAGCAUUUUAAACUAUCUACGUCUCUGCAUGACGUUGAUUGAACUGGGAUCAUGAAAUAUUUUCGUGCAUAACAGGGAUGUUAAUUACGCAUAAUUUAUAAGCUCGAGCACAAAUCCCAGCGCCUGUUUGGCGGUGAUUGAACUGGGCUUAAGUAGAUUUGAAUGCGCGUAAUAUUUGCUCGUCCAAAUAUUUUAAGAACAAAAUAGUUUAAGAAUCUACGAAGUUGCUCAAGUUUUAAAUCUACCAAAAAGGAUGGAUGUUACACUUUGGUAAUUUUUUAAGUUAAAUGCCAUUGACAACGACUAGAACGGUUUGAAAAAGCGACUAAACAGAAGAUAUGACAUUGUUAAUCCCAUCUCAAUUACAAAGUGUAUGAUGCAAACGAACCACAAAACCACUUGGUGUAGACGAACCACAAAUUGGUGUAACAGACAUGACGGAAAUUACAACUUUAACCCGUAUUUAGACAAGUCGUCCCUGGAUGUCACAGUUAAGGUUAUGUGACUAAACUAGCAUAUAUAUAUAUCUGUCUUCACAAAUAUAUAAUCAGUGCUAGCAUAAUAUAAGAAAAUUUAGCAUACGUAUCGGUCAUUUUUGAUGAUUUUUGUUAAUUACCUGAUGUGAUACCAAUCGGCAUGUUUUAACCCUACGUCUUCGAAAAAUUCCUUUGUACAUACGAAAAAUACCCACAUAAUGCAACGACAACUUGAAAUUCAUUUUUUGUUGAAGUUGAGCAAUACAUGGUAUAGAAGAUAAUUCGAAGCAUUUGCCAUUAAUUGAGGUUAUUAAAUAUAUAGAAAGAAUAGAACCUAAGCCCGUUAGUCAACCCAACAACAAAUACCAAAUAUUAAGAAAUGUGUAAUUUUAUUGACAUUUUUGACCCUUUUAGGUUUUUAACAUUCGUUUCGAGAAAUUUAGAGUUUGUAAAUGAAUUAUGAUGAAUGUGCCUUAACUCGUUUCAUGAUUCUACCCGAUUUUUGUUGAAUUUUUAAAGAUGUAGCUCUCAUCGUUUCCUCCAUUAACGUUUCGCAUCCACGAAAAGAAUUUUGCGGGGUUACAAUAAAGUGUGUUUCCAUUGCCAAA